Molecule: messenger RNA, 692 nt
Organism: Vicia villosa (hairy vetch)
Lineage: Eukaryota; Viridiplantae; Streptophyta; Magnoliopsida; Fabales; Fabaceae
Exons: 2
Coding region: 35-562 (175 amino acids)
Source: RefSeq, a predicted model, not a curated record
UUUUUUUUUUAAAAAUACAAGUAUUUAUUUCUUCAUGAUCUUGCAUAUUUCUGAUAUUCGUUCUUUACUUUCUCAUAUCUCAGCAAUGAAUCGUGCAUCCAUCGAUUCUAUCGAAGAAAACGGACAUGGAAGUGAUUCGGACACGAAUUCAGAGGACGCGUUGGAAUAUUACCAGCCGAUAUCUUCGGUAGACGACGACGGAAGCUCAGACGGAGAGCACGGCGUUGAGUUGCAGCAGCUUCCGAACGGGUACGGUCUGCACGGUGGAGCGGCGAACGGGAUCUCGAUGCUGGAUCUGAACGACGGUGUAGAACAGAAAAGCAGCGACGAGGAAGAGGUGGAGGAAAGGAGUGGAGAAGUGUUUGAAAAUGAGAUUCGGAGGGCGUUGAGGGAAGAUGAGAAUAGAAGGGCCGCGCCGCUGACGACGGAGAACACGGCGAGGGUGAUGGAGGCGAUGCGUGGCAUUUCGUUUGUCGGGGAGGUUCCUCAAUGGGCUUCGCAAGUUCCGGAGGAUCGUUGGAUUGAUCAGAUUCGGAGACGGAGACAAUCAUCAAACACUUGAAGAAAAAAUUUGUUAUGCAAAUUCAUGCUUCUUUUUUUUUUUUCUUCUUCAUUUCAAUUAUGAGUUGUCUUCUUUAAACUUGUUAUUACUCGUUUCAAAAUUAAUAUUUUUUAGAAGAUGCUUAAACUGA